This is a messenger RNA of Acanthisitta chloris (rifleman), 1255 nucleotides long. RefSeq names its product purinergic receptor P2Y, G-protein coupled, 8 (gene P2RY8). The coding region runs from base 67 to 1143 and encodes 358 amino acids. Gene Ontology annotation, cellular component: membrane. NCBI's taxonomy places the organism in Eukaryota, Metazoa, Chordata, Aves, Passeriformes, Acanthisittidae. Gene Ontology annotation, molecular function: thrombin-activated receptor activity; G protein-coupled purinergic nucleotide receptor activity. The transcript has a single exon. The record is from RefSeq and is a predicted model, not a curated record. Gene Ontology annotation, biological process: blood coagulation; thrombin-activated receptor signaling pathway; phospholipase C-activating G protein-coupled receptor signaling pathway.
UUUCAAGCCAAUUGUUCAUGAUAUGACCCAGCUGGCUUACAGAGAUCAACAACCCCCUUGUGAACAAUGGUUAAAAACGGAUCAUCUCAACUGGAUGUUUUGACUCUGGCAAUGCUCCAGAAUAAAACUAUCUCUAUCACCCUCCCAGUUGUGUAUACAAUGGUGGCUCUGAUCAGCAUCCCUGGCAACUUGUUCUCCCUUUGGGUGCUCUGCUGGCACAUCAAACCCAAAACACCUUCUGUUAUCUUCAUGAUCAACCUAAGCAUCACGGAUCUCAUGCUGGCAAGCUGCUUUCCCUUUCAGAUUUAUUAUCACAUCCAAAGCAAUCACUGGGUCUUUGGCAAGACACUUUGCAGCCUUGUGACUGUGAUGUUCUACUCCAACAUGUAUUCUUCCAUACUGACCAUGACCUUUAUCAGCAUCGAACGAUACUUGGGUGUUGUAUACCCCAUGAAGUUGGUCAAGUGGAGAAGAAAAAGAUAUGCCUUGGCUGCCUGCCUAGGGAUGUGGUUUUUCUUGCUACUAGCUUUCUACCCACUAGAAAGCACAGAUCUGACCUAUGAAGUGAAAGAAUUGGGGAUUGUAACCUGUUUUGAUGUCCUAAAAUGGGAUAUGCUGCCCAACUUUGCAGCCUGGGUAGCCUUUCUCCUCACCCUAUUUGUCGUGCUCUUCCUAAUCCCUUUUGUUGUAACAGUUGGAUGCUACAUUGGCAUCAUUCGGAAGCUAAUUCAGACAUCAAAUAGAUAUGCUAACAAGCAGAAGACGAGAUCCAUAUACCUGGCAGUGAUUGUCCUUCUGGUAUUCGUCACUUGCUUUGCCCCCAAUAACUUUAUUCUAUUAGGGCAUAUGAUCAGCCGCCUAUUUUAUAGCAAGAGUUUGUACCCUGCCUACAAGCUCACCUUGUGCCUCAGUUGCCUCAACAACUGCAUAGACCCCUUCAUUUAUUAUUUUGCAUCCAAAGAAUUUUACCAGAAAUUCAUGCAAGUGUUUCGUCCUAAUGUACUGCUCAGUGACAGCUUUGAAAACAGAAGGGGAAGUUUAUUCUCUGGCAGGACCAUGUCAGCCAGGUCAAUGUCAAGUGGACCUAUGGAUGAGUUAGAGGGAGCAAGAGCCUAUUUGCAAGGGCAGGAAAGCAUUUUUUAGCCUUAGACAUCCCUGAAGCCACCAGUGAGAUUAAUGAGCAGACACAGAAAACAUUUCCAUUUGAAUGGCUACCCUCAAAAUACCUUGCUCCAGCGACAGAACUCAAGCCAUG